Molecule: messenger RNA, 1235 nt
Organism: Scatophagus argus
Lineage: Eukaryota; Metazoa; Chordata; Actinopteri; Scatophagidae
Gene: ved
Product: ventrally expressed dharma/bozozok antagonist
Exons: 3
Coding region: 77-928 (283 amino acids)
Molecular function (GO): DNA binding
Source: RefSeq, a predicted model, not a curated record
CCGAGCAGAGGGGACUUCUCCUGCACUCUGGACAGAGACACUAAGGACAUACUCUUUCCUCCAGGACGGCACAGACAUGAGGGGACAUUUUUCCAUUGAGUGGAUGGCCCAGAGCAGCCAGCCUGCAGGGACAGACAGCGUCUCUGCCUCCGGACCCGCCGCCUGUGGGACACAUUCAGAGAGUCUGCCUGGGUUUUACUGCAGGCAGAAGUCUGAAGGUUUACCUGAGCAGGAGGAGAACAGGAGCCUCCAGCAGGAAAGCUCUCACAGUGACCGAGGUGACGUGGAGCUGAACAUGUCGACCUCACUGUGGCUUCUUGUUUCUCCUCCAGCGACUGAAGCAGGAUUCAGCAGCGGGACGGAGGAGGAGACCUCCGGCUACGAGAGCGAGGGAGGUCGCUCCCUCUCGCCCUCCACCAGCGCCGACCGCACCUCCGCCUCCUCCCCGGCCUCCCCCCCGUCGGGGAGGAGGCCUCGCACGGCCUUCACGGCGGAGCAGAUCAGCAGCAUGGAGCGGGCCUUCAAGAGGAACGCGUACCUGGGGACGCAGGACAAGGCCGAGCUGUGCAAGAAGCUCAACCUGUCGGACAAACAGAUCAGAAACUGGUUCCAGAACAGGCGGAUGAAGCUGAAGAGGACGGUGCAGGACGCCCUGGCUCAUGCCUGUCAGGCAAACGUGGCGUCUCAGCUGAUGCAUUACCCCGAGCUGCAGGCCUACAGACCGGGGCCCUACCCCAGGUAUCACUCGGUGGCGGCGGAGGGCCCGACCGCUCCCUCCUACGCCCACCCACACGGCCUGCAGUACAGCUCCAGCCUGCCCAGUGUCCCCACUCUGCCCCUGGACUCUUUUUACCAGUACAGCAGCCUGCCAGGAGUCGUGCUGCCCUCCGCCGUGACCUCCUACCCGACUUAUCCUCAGUAUUACUGAAAGUGACCCUCAGUGGCCGCCCGAUGAGCCUGUGCAGCUCUUCACUGUGAUAUUUUGUUACACAAAAUGAUUGAUUUUAUUUUUCAUGUUAUCCUAAUAGGAUCAAUAGAUGGUUUAUGAGAAACGUGGCACAGUUACUGCUGUGAGCCAAACAGGGUGGUGUGCAAUGCUGAUGUGACUGUGUGUGUGUGUGACUGUGUCUGUGUGUGUGUGUGUGUGCACGCGUCUGAAUUCACUCAUGUACAGUUUGGAUGUAUUUAAAUUUGAAUCUAUGAAGUUUUGUUGUUGUGUUACUGUGAAAUAAAAU